GAAAGUGGAAAGUAUAUUUUAUUUAUAGGUUUCCUCUCACAAGACCUGAUCUUUGCAAGAAAUGGGAAGCUGCUCUUAAAAGGAAAAACUUCAAGCCAACCAAGUAUAGCAGUAUUUGUUCAGAACACUUUACUCCUGAUUGCUUUAAAAGAGAAUGCAACAACAAACUCCUGAAAGAAAAUGCUGUGCCCACGAUAUUCUGCUAUACUGAGCCUAAUGAAAAGUUUGAAGAAUUUACAGAACAGCCAGAAGAUUUGUCACUACCACCACCUCCUGUAUUACCACGGCCUCCAAAUCCUUCAUUUCCUUUAUCUCAAAUAGAUGUGAAACUUGCAAGUCCAAAAAUUGGACUAUUGAUGCCUCCUCUCCAGUCCCCUAGCAAUCUUGCUGUUUUCUGUGAUCACAACUAUACUGUAGAGGAUACAGUUCAUCAGCGAAAAAGAAUCCUGCAACUGGAGGAACAAGUUGAAAAGCUGCGGAAGAAGCUUAAGACAGCACAACAGCGAUGCAGGCGUCAGGAAAGACAAAUUGAAAAACUGCAAGAGAUUAUUCAGUUUCAGAAAGAAAAAAACAUAUUGGCAGGAAAAGGCUAUGUGGUUCUACCUAAUGACUAUUUUGAAAUUGUAGAAGUACCUGCAUAAAAAAAAUCAUCUGUGUUAGUCUGAAGAGGAUACUUGGCAUGGCCCAGUUAAAGUGGAAGCCAAGCUUAAAAACAAAUCCACUCUAAUUCUGUAUGUAAGACUACUCAGGAUUUCAAAACA
Struthio camelus australis is the source of this 761-nucleotide messenger RNA. The record is from RefSeq and is a predicted model, not a curated record. NCBI's taxonomy places the organism in Eukaryota, Metazoa, Chordata, Aves, Struthioniformes, Struthionidae.